CCUCUCUCUCCUUCUGUAUCCUCGAUCUAGAGCAAUCUCCUGACACCUGAGGGAAGUGCUGAGGAGGGCUGAGCAGCCGAGGAGAAGAAAGAAGAGGGGGGAAGUGAAGGGGCUGGGUGCCGGAACGGAGGGGCUGAGCCCCCCAGGCACGGGCGGGGCUGCUGCUUCUUCCGCACGGUUCCUCGAUGAGGAGGCCAUCUGAGCUCGGGCAGCAUUGGAAGGAGAGUCUGGGACUCUGGUAACGUUGAGCCCCAGGUUCUGCUGGGGCAGAGUUACUGGUGGAGCUGGCCACUACCAUGGAUUAUGAACAUCUCCCUCCAUCACCAUCAGUGGAAAGCAGUGUCUCCCACAGCCCAAUCCUGGGACCUCAGCCCAGCAGAGAGCAGACCUUGAGAGAAGAGCCUACAAAAGAUCAGCUUGCCCCUUCAGAUGGAGCCAAAGGGGAUGGGAGCUCAGGCACAGAGAAUGUGGACUGCAGUGGGGACACUUGCCUGACUGAGCCUGUGGAGUACAGGAAAAGGACAGAUACCCUAGCCUGUGGGGACAGUGCUGAGGGCAGGGAUGGUGACCUCUGUGAUUUGUCACUCAUGAACAACAUGUCCUUGGGGUUUGGGCCAGGUCAGGUGAUGGACCUGGAUGGUGCUGAAGCUCCCAACAUGAGUGGACACAGUGACUGUUGGAGGGAAAGAGAACUUGAGAAAGGGGAGGCCCCUUACAAGAAGUCUGGCCUGGGAUACCAGCAGCCACUGGGCAGCACUCCAGGGAGCCCUUGCCCUGAAGUCAGGCUGUUUGAGGAGCCAGAGGCCAGUGAGUGCCAGGAGGAUGCAGAGUCAUUCCCCUAUAAGGACAUCCGGGAUGGUUUUAGCUCUACUUUUGAAAAGAUUGUGGAGUCGGAGCUGAUGAAAGGGACUUACUACAGCAGCCUGGACUCCUUGGACGUGCUGAGCCUCACUGAUGAGACCGACAGCUGUGUCAGCUUGGAGGUGCCCCUCACCCCACUCAUUCAACAGCGAGUCAAGGAGAGCCCAGAGCCGACUGAGGUCCGGCCAGAGGACAGGGAUGGGCAAGACGGGGCCGAGGCAGGGUUGGUAGAUGGGGACUUUGGCAGUCCCCUGAGACACUCCAUUACCAGCAGCCGAUCAGAAAAUGUCCUGAGCCGACUCUCUCUGAAGGUUGUUCCCAAUGGCUACCAUGCUCCCACCACCCAGGACACAGAAGAAGAGGAAGAGGAGGAGGAAGAUGACACAACCAAACUAAUUAAUUCUGUCAGUGACCCAAGCUUGAAGGAUGCAUUGUCAGACUCUGAUUCUGACCUGGGCAGCAUGGAGCAGCUGGACCAUGGGAGUACUGACACAUUGGCCAAUGGAUGCCAGGCAGUCAAUGAGGCAGCUAAGAGGUUAGCCCGGCGCCUCUAUCACCUGGAGGGUUUCAAGCGCUGUGACAUCGCCCGCCAACUCAGUAAGAACAAUGAGUUCAGCAGGCUGGUAGCGGAAGAGUAUCUCAGCUUCUUUGAUUUCGCAGGCCUGAGCCUGGAUAGAGCACUCAGGACCUUUCUAAAGGCCUUUCCCCUGAUGGGGGAGACUCAGGAGCGGGAGAGAGUUCUUACCCACUUCUCCAGGAGAUACCGCCAAUGUAACCAUGGAGAGAGCACCUCAGAAGAUGGGAUUCACACACUUACCUGUGCCCUGAUGCUGCUCAACACGGACUUGCAUGGACAUAACAUCGGCAAGAAGAUGUCCUGCCAGCAAUUCAUUGCCAACCUGGACGGGCUGAAUGAUGGACAGGACUUUGCCAAGGAUCUGCUGAAGACACUAUACAAUUCCAUUAAGAAUGAAAAGCUGGAGUGGGCCAUCGAUGAGGAGGAGCUGAGGAAGUCGUUGUCUGAGCUGGUGGACGACAAGUUCGGGCCUGGGGCCAAGAAAGUGACCAGAAUCAUAGACGGCGGCAACCCCUUCCUGGAUGUCCCUCAGGCGCUCAACGCUGCCACCUACAAGCAUGGUGUGCUCACCCGCAAGACCCAUGCUGACAUGGAUGGCAAGAGAACCCCCCGAGGUCGGCGAGGUUGGAAGAAGUUCUAUGCGGUUCUCAAAGGAACCAUCCUUUACCUACAGAAGGAUGAAUACAAGCCAGAUAAAGACCUCUCAGAAGUGGACCUGAAGAAUGCCAUUCGUGUCCAUCACGCACUGGCCACUAGGGCCUUGGACUAUAGCAAGAAGUCUAACGUACUGAAGCUAAAAACUGCUGACUGGAGGGUAUUUCUCUUCCAAGCACCGAGCAAGGAGGAGAUGCUUUCCUGGAUUCUUCGAAUCAACCUGGUAGCUGCCAUUUUUUCUGCCCCUGCCUUCCCAGCUGCUAUCUGCUCAAUGAAGAAGUUCUGUAGGCCCCUUCUGCCCUCCUCUACCACACGCCUGUGCCAGGAAGAACAGCUGAGGUCCCAUGAAAACAAGAUGAGGCAGAUCACAGCGGAGCUCACAGAGCACAGGAUGCACCCGACUGAGAAAAACGUCAAGUCAAAGGAGGCGGAGGAGUACCGGCUGAAGGAGCACUACCUGACGUUCGAGAAAAGCCGCUAUGAGACAUACAUCCAUCUCCUGUGUGUGAAGAUUGAAGUGGGCUCAGAUGACCUGGAGCAGAUUGAGGCCAGGCUGGCCACAGUGGAGGCUGAGGACCUCUCCUUGAGGAAGACACACUCCAGCCCCUCCCUCAGCCAGGGCCAUGGGCCCACGGCAGGUGGCUUAGUGCAAAGGGAUGUCACAGAGCCCAGCACUUAACUGGGAUGUACGGACAGGCCACAGAAGCAGGGCCUCUGCCGGAUUGCCCCGUGGAGGUCAGGGGGCACGGUUCUGCCCUGGAGCCCUCAUGGACUGACCCCCGGUGGGCGAGCCAAAGGACUCCAGUCGGGGUCAGGGCCCAGGAGGCCGAGAAGUAGUCAUUGUCAAGGUGUUGAUCCUCUUCCCUACUCUGACAUCUCCGGGUCCUCAACUUUCUCCUAGCCCCGAGAGAACUCUCUGUUGGGACCCUCUAUAAUCCCCACAGAGAGGUUUCUCAUUAUAAUGGGAAUUUGCAUCCCUGCCAUAAAGCUCACAGUUUUGGAGCUGAGGAACCUUGGCUCUUUCCAGGUGCCCCCCCCAACUCUUCUCACUGCAUUUCUCCCUCUUCUCCCCACCCUUGUCCUAUUCCCAGCCCCUCACUAUGGGUGGAUCCUAUCAAAUCAAAAAUGAUCCUCCAGGCCCCACCUCCCCUUCUCCAAGACAAGCAGCCGCAGGUCUGUAGGCCACACACAGCAUCUUCCCCCCAAAUCUCGACAACCCACCCACCUGCUGCAGCAGAGGCCCCGCCAGAGCCAGUCAUGGCCAUCCCACUGUUGUUGCAAUAAUCCAGGCCAAGUGACAUUCCUCUCACAGUGUCAAGCCUGUCCCUGCUUUACACCUGACUAUUCUGUCCAUUUAGAUAGGAAACACUAUGGCCUCACACACACACACACACACACACACACACACGAUUUUCUAAUGAUGUAGGAGAAAGAGAGGAAAAAGAAACAGAAACACCAGAUGGAUCUACCUGUUCCCCGAAUGUGUCCUAAGGCCUAGGGCUCAGCGUCUCCUCAGGGGCCUGGCACCUCCAGGGAGAGGGAGGGGUGGUUCUUGGGGCUGCUGGGGCCACUCUGGCUUUAGUUGUGACGCAUACUGCUUUACUGUCCAUGCUUUGGAAAUAAAUAGACAGAGCCCA
Phascolarctos cinereus (koala) is the source of this 3729-nucleotide messenger RNA. RefSeq names its product pleckstrin and Sec7 domain containing 2 (gene PSD2). Gene Ontology annotation, biological process: regulation of ARF protein signal transduction. Lineage: Eukaryota; Metazoa; Chordata; Mammalia; Diprotodontia; Phascolarctidae. Gene Ontology annotation, molecular function: protein binding; guanyl-nucleotide exchange factor activity; phospholipid binding. The record is from RefSeq and is a predicted model, not a curated record.